AUGGUCCUGAAGGAGAUACCAAGUAAGGCGUCAUCAGAAGGGAAGCCCCUCCUCACAGUGACUACCAAGCUGGUGAGUGAGCAACAAGAGAGCCGCCCGCUUCUUAGCCCUUCCAUCGACGAUUUCCUCUGCGAGACCAAGUGUGAUGGGCUUUCCCGCCCAGUGACUUCCAACACAGCCGUUCUGUCUUCAACACUGGACCUGCUGGAUCUCAGUGAACCUGGCGACAGGAGGAACAGCAAGGACAGGAAGAGUCCCCUGUCAUCCCGGGGCAACGGCCAGAAGAACAACACUCACAAGAAGAAGACGGAUGAGACGGAGCUGAUCCAGGUGGAAGUUGAACAGACAGGACCGAGCAUGAGAACCCCAGAGAGGGCAUCACUAGACUCAGUUACCAUUGGUUCACCGUUGGAUAAAUGGGAAGAGCUGAACCCCAAUCCUGAAAGGAAUGGCAACAGAAAAUGGAAGUUGGAGAGACGGCGCUCUUCUAAAAAUUCCUCCAAUGAGUUUCUGUGGUAGGUUGUCCUAAAACAAAUUUCACCCCAGGGAUCAAUAAAGUAUUUCAACAGGCAGAACCAUAUUAAACAACUCCACGCCUCUCAAUUUACAUCCAGUGCCAUUGCAGGGAAUAUUGCUCGCCUAAGCAAGGAGCAGCGAUGGGGCAGCGCCCUCCUGUCCAGACAUCAGUCCCUGGAGGAGGAGUUUGAGCGAGCCAAGGCUGCUGUUGAGUCAGAUACCGAGUUCUGGGAUAAGAUGCAAGCAGAGUGGGAAGAGCUUGCUCGGCGGAACUGGCUGACGGAAAAUGAGCAAGCGCAGAUUCCCUCCAGUGUCUCUCCACAUGAGAAGGGUUACUACUUCCACACAGAUAAUCCUUAUAAGGACUUGCCUAACGCAUAUGAAGAGGGACUAAAGAAGUCUCGAGAGGGAGACUUGCCAAACGCUGUGCUUUUGCUGGAAGCAGCUGUCUUGCAGGACCCUCAUGAUUCAGAGGCUUGGCAAGUAUUGGGGACCACCCAGGCUGAAAAUGAGAAUGAGCAGGCUGCGAUUGUCUCCCUCCAGAGGUGUUUGGAGCUCCACCCAAAUAACCUCCCAGCCCUCAUGGCUCUGGCAGUGAGCCUGACCAACACUGGUAUGCGCAAUGAUGCCUGUGAAGCCCUGCUCCGCUGGGUGCGACACAAUCCAAAGUACAAGCACCUGCUGAAGGGCAAGACCCACCUGAUGGGAUCCCCAAACUCCCAACGCAGGAUCUGUGUGUGUGUGUGUGUCCACAGCUCCCUGCAACCUGAGGUCAAGGAGCUCUUCCUGGAAGCAGUUCAGCACAACUCUGACAGCAUCGACCCGGAUUUGCAGACGGGCCUUGGGGUGCUUUACAACCUCAGUGGAGAGUUCAACAAAGCUGUGGAGGCCUUUAAUACGGCCCUGUCAGUGCGGCCCGAGGACUACUUGCUGUGGAAUCGCCUGGGGGCCACACUGGCAAACGGGGACCGGAGUGAGGAGGCGGUGGAGGCUUACACACGAGCCCUAGAGCUGCAGCCGGGGUUUAUCAGGUCCCGCUACAACCUCGGCAUCAGCUGUAUUAACCUGGGGGCACACAGGGAGGCAGCCAGUAACUUCCUGACUGCCUUAAGCCUUCAGAGGAAAAGUCGGAGUCGUCAGCAGUCCCACCAGGUGAUGUCUGGAAACAUCUGGGCUGCUCUGAGGAUAGCUUUAUCCAUGAUGGACCAGCCUGAACUCUUCCAGGCUGCAAACAUUGGUGAUCUGGAUCUUCUCAUGCGGGCCUUCAACCUAGACAUUUAAGGAAAGGGAUGUAGUGACAAUAGCAUCACUCCCUUCACUUACUCUUCGAUUUCUACCCAACAGCCAAAUCCCCAAAGUGCACACAUCAGAAUGGGUUGGAUCUGAUGUUAGAGACAAUUGUGUGGUUUUUAUGCACGUCAAAAUUAACUACAGUCGUCAAAGUUGUUAUAUUUUUCGCCCAAGUACCUUGGAGCAGUUCAGAGGACAGGUUCUUCCAAGUGCUUGAAGUGACUGCUUUGUGAUGGAUUUGCACUGCAAUUUGUGAUUUCCCUAAAGAGCACAAGGACGGGCAAAGAUUG
This is a messenger RNA of Morone saxatilis (striped sea-bass), 2096 nucleotides long. It is a transcript of the gene pex5la, whose product is annotated as peroxisomal biogenesis factor 5-like a. Gene Ontology annotation, biological process: protein import into peroxisome matrix, docking. The record is from RefSeq and is a predicted model, not a curated record. The transcript has 12 exons. Gene Ontology annotation, molecular function: protein binding. Gene Ontology annotation, cellular component: peroxisomal membrane; cytosol. Lineage: Eukaryota; Metazoa; Chordata; Actinopteri; Moronidae.